GCAGAGGUGCGUCCUGGGUCCCCGCGGCGGCGCCGGUAGGUUGGAGCCGCGGGCCUAGCGGGGCUGCGGAGUGGCGGCCCAUGAGGCCACAGGGCGGCAGGGCGAAGGGACUGGGUGGCCGACCCUUCCCGGAUCCUCGUUUUCCCAGGGCUUGCCUGAGACACCCCACCCCCACCCAGGACCCCACCCUGGGGCUGUGAGGAUCCUGUCGGGCUACCACAGUCCACCUUACACAUUUCGCCACCGCCGUGACCCCGACUCCCUGUCGUCGUUCGGGCCCUGGGGACGCGGUCUCCCCACCUGAGGGUCCCGAUCUGCCCCUGAUCCCAGUCUGCCUGAUUAGCCCCCAGUCUUCUGUCAACUUCCUGUGCUGGCCCCAAAGGAAUGUGUGAAGGCAAGUCGGCCUGGCUGCAGCCUCUGUUUACAAAGCUUCUUGAAAGCCAAGAGCACCCUCCCAAGGGCUCAGGAUGACCUAGGCGAAGAGCUUGGUCCCGGCCUCCCAAUAUAAGCGCCGGAGGUUUGGGGUGGGAGGUGCCAAGUGCUGGUUUGUGGAUACCCAGGCAGACCUGCAGUGCCCAAUGCCAUGAGCAUGGUAGUACAGCAUGUGGAGGAGAAAGCUGUGCACUCGUGGUCACGCAUCUCCACGGCAGGAAAGAAAGCCCUGGAAGAGGCCCUCCUUGUGUUUAAUCCCAUGAGUCAGGACCUCAGUGCCACAGAGGCCCAGCUCGUGGCCUUCCUCCAGGGUCUGCGAGAUGAUGGCUUCCAACCGACCAUUCUUCGAAGUGGGGAUGUCUAUGGUUAUAGUUCAUGCACAGCCAGCCCCCCUAGCCAGACAAAGCUACAAGCUCGUACCAUCAACCCACCUGCCACAUCACUUCCUGCUAGUGCUCCUCAGACUGCUGUAUCAGUCCCUGCAGGCCAGGCUACCAUGCUUCCUGUGCCACUGUCUGGCAGGCUGGCUAAAGGGUCCACACCAGCCCUUGCCAAGCAUGCUACCACUAACCUGCUGCUGAGCUCCCUGAAGCAGUCAAAUGCCAGCAACACCAGUGGUACAACAGUAGGCUUCCCUGCCCACCUCUAUCCAGGCGUCUACCCUGCCAUGCGGCUCUCUGUUGUCCUUGAAGCACUGGUCCCACUCAAGACUCCCUACUUGGAUGUUAAGCACAGAACACAGUCCUUGCAGCUGUCACUUGCAAAAUCUCCCCUGAAACCGAGGAAAGGUUCAGGGAACCCACAGUCCAAAGCACCCCGAAGAAUCACAAGCAAGGGCCUCAAAUAUCUGACUAGCAAAGGCCCUGGGGCUGGUCUCCAUCGAGGUGCUGGAACCCAGAGCAAUGCCUCCCGAAUGAAAGGGCGCUCUGCUUUGGGCACCAAAGCAGUCCGGACCAAGGCAUCUCGAACCCAGACUAAAGCUGCUCGUGCCCAUGCCAGUGUGGCUCGAACCCAGACCAAGACAGUAAGGGUCAAGGCCAAAGCAAAAGGCUCCAAGCCCACGGCAGCCAGAGCCAAAGCCAAGGCCACUGUGGUGAGGGACAAGGCUAAAGACAAGGUAGUCCAGGCCAAGGCCAAAGCAGCUCAGCCCAAGCACAGGGGAAGGCCAAAGGGAUCUGUUCAUACCAGAACUGGAAGGGCAAGCUUAAAAAACUGCUCUGAGACUGUGGGGCAGAAGAGGAAGAAGGCCGAGGAGACCAAGGGUCUUCCUCCUAAGAAGAGAGCACGGCGUGCACUCCGAUCUCCUAAGGUGUGGCUGGGGCCUGGAACAGCAAAACCUCGGAAGUCCCAAACCAUAAAGGUAGACAGGAAGUGCUCAGAUGAUGAGGUCCGACAGUGUGCCCAACAGGUCCUCCGUGUGAAUCUCUCUCCCAGAGUCUGGCUCCAGCCAUUGCUACCAUUUUGAUUCCAUACUCAACAUCCUGAGUCCUUGAAGCAGUACUUGGAGAGACAGUCGAGCUGUGUCUAUGGCCAGCAGCAGCGUGCAGUGCUCACGGACUCUGCAGCUUCCCGGACUCCGGGUACCUCCGGGACCUCUGUGGUCACCAACAUUCUUUCAGAAACUGAGAGUUUGGGUGGGGUGGGUUGUGGUAGGGGUGUUUUCAUGGCUCAAUGCACUGUGACUUGUUCUUCAAAUUGUAUGUCCACCAUUCAUCUAUCAUGUUUUCUACCUUCCGGUCUCCCUGCUCACCCUCCAUGGUCUUAUUUAUCGAUUUAUUUUGGUGUAGGAGCUAGUGGCAAGAGGCUAUCAGAAGUCUAGGAGCAAGCUUGGAGAGAGUGCUCUGGUAGCUUGAAGCAGGUUGUUAAUUUAAAUGACAGGGUGACAUUAGAGGAAUGAUGCUCUCGGGCUUCUGGAGAGAUGUGGGGAAAUUCAGGUGCUGGUUUCUGUGAAUGUAUUUAGAGAGAUCCUGAGGGGAGGGGCAGAGCCACUAUGAGAUAAGACACCUCUCCUUGAGUGUCCCAGUUUUGAACCAGUUGGGCCCCAUUCAAAAUUGUUUGCAGCUCAGUGGGAAAUCCAGCACCAAGCAGGUUUUUAGGUCAGGGAAAGAAGUCUUUGUGGUACUGCUCUCUAGAGGCCAAGCUUUAAGGUUUUGCCUGGGGGAGAGCACAGGCUUGAAGUGCCGCUUUUCUGCUGAAAGUGACUAGCCUCAAUUUUCCCAGUUGGUGACAAGAGGCCAAGCUUUGAAUCUGGACCACAAAACUUUGCUUACUGUCCAGAGAAUUUUCUCUGUGAUAACUGGUGAUAGAACCAGGGAGGCCUCUACCCAUACCUCAGCAGUGCUUUCUGACUGGUUUCUACAAGCUCCAUCUUACUGUGGGAUCCAACCUCACCAUGUCUCCUAACAUGACUUGCUUUGGAGAAGCUGGGUCCUCAGUGGAAGCAGCUACUAGAACGUAUUGCUGAGAUAGAGAACAUGUAAUCCUUGUACUUGGGAAUUUGAGUAUGAGUUUGAGGUCAGUAUCAGCUACAUAGUGAGACCCUGUCUGCCUGUCUUUUGUUUGUUUUUUUGAGACAGGGUUUCUCUGUGUAGCCCUGGCUGUCCAUCUCCAGGGAUCGCACAGCCUCUAACGGCUUCCCUGAUCACAGGCAGAGGAACACAUACAUACAAAUAAAUCUUUAAAAAAAAAAACAAAACAAAAAGACUAAUGCACAAGUUGAUUAAGCAUCAGUUCUGUGAGAAAAGGUGGUGGUAAGCAUCU
Molecule: messenger RNA, 3192 nt
Organism: Grammomys surdaster
Lineage: Eukaryota; Metazoa; Chordata; Mammalia; Rodentia; Muridae
Gene: Ccdc71
Product: coiled-coil domain containing 71
Exons: 2
Coding region: 584-1897 (437 amino acids)
Source: RefSeq, a predicted model, not a curated record